AUGGCCCAUCAGGAAGGCUAUAGCACAGUCUGCCCGCCGCUCUUCUUCGACGAAGAUUUUGGCUACUGGAAGGGCCGAAUGGAGUUACCUCCAAACCCAGAAGUUGAGACGGCUAGCCAACUUCACACGCGCAUUCAAGACCCCCUCGCAAUCGGACAGGAGGUGGAGAAUCGGGAUGUAAUAAGGUCUUGGCCUCACAUUCCAGUGGUGAGCAUUCCUGAAGAUCCGACAAUGAAAAUUGCCCUAUCUCUGAGAUACGAGAUCAACAGGAGUCUUGCUGUUUUAAUGGAAAUUGCAUUAGGGCGCGACAUGAAGAAAUUCCUUGCUGUUAUUGCUGGUCUAUGGGUUAUUUCAAUUGUUGGAAACUGCAUGAAUUUCCUGACAUUUUUUUAUAUCGUUUUCAUCACGCUUCACACCGUGCCUUUCUUAUAUGACAAACAUGAAGACCAAGUUGAUGCAUUCGGGGAGAAGGCAGCUGCAAAAUUCAAGAAGCACUAUGCAGUGGUUCACGCCAAGUAUCUAAGUAAGAUACCAAAAGGGCCAUUGAAAGACAAAAAAUCCCAGUAAGACAAAAAAAAUGAUGGUAUCGCAUGGUGUCUUGAUGUUCAACGGUAGCUAUCUUUUUCGUGCUUUAGUUCCAACUUUCGGUCUCUCAGUGCUGAACCGAGUUACUGGUUUUUGAAACUUGUCGUGUCGUGGCUGGGACCGGUUCUUGUUUUUUUUUUGUUUGUUAAUGU
Zingiber officinale is the source of this 737-nucleotide messenger RNA. Its product is annotated as reticulon-like protein B2. Lineage: Eukaryota; Viridiplantae; Streptophyta; Magnoliopsida; Zingiberales; Zingiberaceae. The coding region runs from base 1 to 567 and encodes 188 amino acids. The transcript is spliced from 6 exons. The record is from RefSeq and is a predicted model, not a curated record.